Orbilia oligospora ATCC 24927 is the source of this 837-nucleotide messenger RNA. RefSeq lists its product as uncharacterized. Gene Ontology annotation, molecular function: mRNA binding. The transcript has 4 exons. NCBI's taxonomy places the organism in Eukaryota, Fungi, Ascomycota, Orbiliomycetes, Orbiliales, Orbiliaceae. The record is from RefSeq and is a predicted model, not a curated record. Gene Ontology annotation, cellular component: U1 snRNP; U2-type prespliceosome. Bases 1 to 837 code for a protein of 278 amino acids. Gene Ontology annotation, biological process: mRNA splice site recognition.
AUGGCUAGCGAACAGCGACGGCUGCUUGAGCAGCUGAUGGGUACAUCCCGUACACCCUCUUCAACAAAAUAUACCGAUCCAAGUGUUUGUCGUUCUUACCUUGUGGGGACCUGUCCUCAUGACCUGUUCACCAAUACCAAGCAAGACCUUGGUCCUUGCCCAAAGCUGCACUCCGAACCUCUAAAAUCCGACUAUGAGGCUGAUAAAGCCAACGGAAAAGACCCAGGAUACGAAUGGGACUACGCUCGGGAUCUACAAAAAUACGUCGAUGAUUGCAAUCGACGUAUCGAUGCCGCACAAAGGAGGUUGGAGAAGACUCCUGAGGAGAUCAUGAAGACCAACGAGCUCUUGAAGAGUAUUCGAGAUUUGACAGAAAGUAUUCAAUACGGAUUGAAGGAGGUGGAAGUUUUGGGGGAGUCUGGCAGCGUUGGAGUAGCAAUGGAGGAGUAUUGCAAGAUUAAAAAGAUGAAAUUUGAUAAAGAUGAGAAGGAGAGGGAGCUCAAAUCUCUAUCAGAUACAUCGGGUCCAUCGGGGCAUCAGAAAUUGCAAGUUUGUGAUGUCUGCGGGGCCUAUUUAUCUCGUUUGGAUAAUGAUAGACGACUCGCAGACCACUUUUACGGAAAGAUGCAUCUCGGAUACGCCCAAAUGAGAAAUAAAUUGAAGGAGCUCCAGGAGGUAACCGGCAAUCGGAGGCCUCCACAAUCCGAAAACGCGGCCAGAGGGCCAGGUGGUGAAGGUGGCUGGGGUGGUGAUAGAGGUUACGGCGAAUAUGGCGGAGACCGACGAGAUAGAAGGGGUGGUAGGGGUUAUGGUGGACGCCGUGGCGGCCGUUAUUAG